Messenger RNA from Solanum verrucosum, 1161 nucleotides. Its product is annotated as guanylyl cyclase 1. The coding region runs from base 66 to 914 and encodes 282 amino acids. NCBI's taxonomy places the organism in Eukaryota, Viridiplantae, Streptophyta, Magnoliopsida, Solanales, Solanaceae. The record is from RefSeq and is a predicted model, not a curated record. The transcript is spliced from 10 exons.
UAUUUCUUACAACAAUUCUUUCUGUGUCAACGCCUCAUCAAAAGGGACUUAACAAACUAUCUCAGAUGUGGCCAUUAUUUGUUCUAUUGAGCAAGUUUUUGGGAACAGAAGAAGAUAACACCGAAGAAUCAGGAACAGACCAUUUAAGUUUGGUAGAAUCCUUGCUCUUAAAACAAUCAUUGGGUCGAGAUGAAUUCCAUGGCACAGUGUCCGGCUCAUACUUUGUCGAUGUUCCACAUAUAAACCAAUUACAUUCGUGGGACUGCGGUCUUGCUUGUGUUCUGAUGGUUUUGAGGUUUCUUGGAAUCAAGGAUGGUAACAUGCAAGAGCUACAAGAGUUCUGCUGCACUACGAGUAUUUGGACUGUUGAUCUGGCGUAUUUAUUGAAGAAGUUUGCUGUCAGUUUUUCCUACUUCACAGUAACAUUAGGUGCAAAUCCAAGUUUUUCUGUGGAGACAUUUUACAAGGAGCAACUGCCCAAUGAUCUUGUCCGAGUGGAUAUGCUAUUUCAAAAAGCACGUGAUGCUGGAAUAAGUAUAGAGUGCAGAUCAAUCAGCAGUGAAGAGAUCUCUUUACUGAUCUUGUCUGGAAAUUUUCUUGCGAUUACUUUAGUUGAUCAGUACAAAUUAAGUCAUUCUUGGCUAGAUGUUUGUGCUUCAGAUUUAUGCAUCGACACCCCAAACUAUACUGGUCAUUAUAUUGUCAUCUGUGGCUAUGACACUGACGCAGAUGAGUUUGAGAUUCGUGAUCCUGCCAGUUCAAGGAAAUAUGGAAGGGUCACCUCAAAGUGUUUAGAAAAGGCCCGCAAAUCCUUCGGAACUGAUGAGGAUCUUCUACUGAUCCGUGUAGAAAGAGAGGAGGCUAAAUGCAGCCAUCAUGAUCAUGGUGAUCAUUGUUUAACGCAGUUACUCUAAAAGUAAACUGAUCAAUUUAUAUUCCGUUUUGUUGUUGUGUGUAUUCUUUAAGUUAGGCAAUAGCAGCAUGAACAUAUAGGGGAUUUUCAAAGAAUCCUUAUAGUAAGAAUUUUUAAGAAAGCUAGGGUCUCCUCGAUGCAAGUGGAAACGGAAAGACUCUGUGCUCUUGAUGAUUGACAUAAAUACCUUGUGAAUUUGUUCCUGAAUUGAGAAUAUAUUCAAUUAAUAUAUACGUGUGAAUAUUAUA